Molecule: messenger RNA, 1504 nt
Organism: Sitodiplosis mosellana (orange wheat blossom midge)
Lineage: Eukaryota; Metazoa; Arthropoda; Insecta; Diptera; Cecidomyiidae
Product: kinesin-like protein unc-104
Exons: 5
Coding region: 366-1286 (306 amino acids)
Biological process (GO): vesicle-mediated transport; cytoskeleton-dependent intracellular transport; microtubule-based movement
Cellular component (GO): microtubule; kinesin complex
Molecular function (GO): microtubule binding; ATP hydrolysis activity; plus-end-directed microtubule motor activity
Source: RefSeq, a predicted model, not a curated record
CUUCAUGGCUUUGAGUUGUAUCAUAGCAUUUCUCCAUGGAAAAAAUCAAAAUGAAUUGAAGCAACACGCAUAUGAGAAUAUAGAGUGAAGGAUUGAGAAAAACAGUCUUCUUAUCGUAGUUCAUCUGAAUAACGUAAUAUAUUCAAUAUAAGAUUUGUUUUUUUUUCGAAAAUAACUUAAAAACGGAUAAAGAGAAGAAAUUAUACAUUCUAAAUCAUUCAAAAUUGGGACGAAACGCCACAGAUUUGGAAAUAAUCAAGACAGCAUUUAAAAUAAUAAUACUUUCAUUCCAUUUAAAAUAAUAAGAGAGAAUCGACUAAGAAACAGAGAUUCAGGAUUUAAAGGCAUUAGUGAUAUUUGCUACCAUGUCUUCAGUCAAAGUUGCAGUUAGAGUGCGACCUUUUAAUUCGCGUGAAAUUUCACGAGAGUCAAAAUGUAUCAUCGAUAUGAGCGGAUCAACAACGGCGAUUACGAAUCCCAAGGUCCCACCUGGUACAAGUGACUCUAUAAAACGAUUCAACUUCGAUUAUUCGUAUUGGUCGCAUAAUCAGCCAAGUGAUAGAGAGUUUUCUACCCAAUCGAUGGUGUACACUGAUAUAGGAGAAGAAAUGCUGCAACAUUCUUUUGAUGGAUACAACGUAUGCAUUUUUGCUUAUGGUCAAACAGGGGCAGGUAAAUCUUAUACAAUGAUGGGAAAACAAGAAUCGGAAGGUCAAGAAGGCAUAAUACCCAUGCUUUGUAAAGAUUUAUUUCGACGGAUAAAAGAAACAGCAAGUUCUGAAUUGCAAUAUGCAGUUGAAGUAUCAUACAUGGAAAUUUAUUGCGAGCGUGUUCGAGAUUUGUUGAAUCCUAAAAAUAAAGGCAAUUUAAAAGUUCGUGAACAUCCAGCGUUAGGACCAUAUGUGGAAGAUCUCUCAAAGUUGGCAGUUACAUCCUACGAGGAUAUUCAUGAUUUAAUAGAUGAAGGCAACAAAGCACGCACAGUUGCGGCAACAAAUAUGAAUGAGACCAGUUCUAGAUCCCACGCGGUUUUCACAAUUUUUUUCACUCAACGACGCCAUGACAAAAUGACUGACUUGGACAGUGAAAAAGUUUCAAAAAUAAGUUUGGUUGAUUUAGCUGGAUCAGAACGUGCUGAUUCAACUGGAGCUAAAGGGACUCGCUUGAAAGAAGGGGCCAAUAUUAAUAAAAGCCUCACCACUCUCGGAAAAGUCAUUUCAGCAUUAGCAGAAAUUGUGAGUAUACAAAUACACAUUUGUCGUCAUAUAAAUUCAAGUGAACAGUAGAGAGGAAAGCUUUGUAAACAGAAACUGACAUUUGGAUUGAAAAAUAUGUGUAGCCGAGAGUAAAAAUGGCAAUACAGAACCGGAGCGCAACAUGAAAUUUGUUUCUCAAAAAAGUAACAACGAAAUGUUAUCUGCAACAAAGUCCCACAACUUUGCUGAAUACACUAACUUAUUACCUCUUAUCAAUUACGCAGAAAAAACCAAAAGCGAAAAUCAAA